This is a messenger RNA of Arabidopsis thaliana (thale cress), 2148 nucleotides long. RefSeq names its product K-box region and MADS-box transcription factor family protein (gene SHP1). Gene Ontology annotation, biological process: carpel development; positive regulation of transcription by RNA polymerase II; regulation of DNA-templated transcription. The record is from RefSeq and is marked reviewed. The transcript is spliced from 10 exons. Gene Ontology annotation, cellular component: nucleus. Lineage: Eukaryota; Viridiplantae; Streptophyta; Magnoliopsida; Brassicales; Brassicaceae. Gene Ontology annotation, molecular function: protein dimerization activity; DNA binding; RNA polymerase II transcription regulatory region sequence-specific DNA binding. Bases 576 to 1397 code for a protein of 273 amino acids.
CUCUCCUUUUCCCCUUCCCAUGAAAGAAAUCGGAUGGUCCUCCUUCAAUGUCCUCCACCUACUCUUCUCUUCUUUCUUUUUUUCUUUCUUAUUAUUAACCAUUUAAUUAAUUUCCCCUUCAAUUUCAGUUUCUAGUUCUGUAAAAAGAAAAUACACAUCUCACUUAUAGAUAUCCAUAUCUAUUUAUAUGCAUGUAUAGAGAAUAAAAAAGUGUGAGUUUCUAGGUAUGUUGAGUAUGUGCUGUUUGGACAAUUGUUAGAUGAUCUGUCCAUUUUUUUCUUUUUUCUUCUGUGUAUAAAUAUAUUUGAGCACAAAGAAAAACUAAUAACCUUCUGUUUUCAGCAAGUAGGGUCUUAUAACCUUCAAAGAAAUAUUCCUUCAAUUGAAAACCCAUAAACCAAAAUAGAUAUUACAAAAGGAAAGAGAGAUAUUUUCAAGAACAACAUAAUUAGAAAAGCAGAAGCAGCAGUUAAGUGGUACUGAGAUAAAUGAUAUAGUUUCUCUUCAAGAACAGUUUCUCAUUACCCACCUUCUCCUUUUUGCUGAUCUAUCGUAAUCUUGAGAACUCAGGAUCAAUGGAGGAAGGUGGGAGUAGUCACGACGCAGAGAGUAGCAAGAAACUAGGGAGAGGGAAAAUAGAGAUAAAGAGGAUAGAGAACACAACAAAUCGUCAAGUUACUUUCUGCAAACGACGCAAUGGUCUUCUCAAGAAAGCUUAUGAACUCUCUGUCUUGUGUGAUGCCGAAGUUGCCCUCGUCAUCUUCUCCACUCGUGGCCGUCUCUAUGAGUACGCCAACAACAGCUUCAUUUAUUUGUUAUUAGAAAAAAAAAAAAAAAAAAAAAAAAAAAAAAACUUGUGGAUCUAUUCAAGCCAUGUUGUGAGGGGUACAAUUGAAAGGUACAAGAAAGCUUGUUCCGAUGCCGUCAACCCUCCUUCCGUCACCGAAGCUAAUACUCAGUACUAUCAGCAAGAAGCCUCUAAGCUUCGGAGGCAGAUUCGAGAUAUUCAGAAUUCAAAUAGGCAUAUUGUUGGGGAAUCACUUGGUUCCUUGAACUUCAAGGAACUCAAAAACCUAGAAGGACGUCUUGAAAAAGGAAUCAGCCGUGUCCGCUCCAAAAAGAAUGAGCUGUUAGUGGCAGAGAUAGAGUAUAUGCAGAAGAGGGAAAUGGAGUUGCAACACAAUAACAUGUACCUGCGAGCAAAGAUAGCCGAAGGCGCCAGAUUGAAUCCGGACCAGCAGGAAUCGAGUGUGAUACAAGGGACGACAGUUUACGAAUCCGGUGUAUCUUCUCAUGACCAGUCGCAGCAUUAUAAUCGGAACUAUAUUCCGGUGAACCUUCUUGAACCGAAUCAGCAAUUCUCCGGCCAAGACCAACCUCCUCUUCAACUUGUGUAACUCAAAACAUGAUAACUUGUUUCUUCUCCUCAUAACGAUUAAGAGAGAGACGAGAGAGUUCAUUUUAUAUUUAUAACGCGACUGUGUAUUCAUAGUUUAGGUUCUAAUAAUGAUAAUAACAAAACUGUUGUUUCUUUGCUUAAUUACAUCAACAUUUAAAUCCAAAGUUCUAAAACACGUCGAGAUCCAAAGUUUGUCAUACAAGAUUAGACGCAUACACGAUCAGUUAAUAGAUUUUAAGUGCCUUUUAAUAUUUACAUAUAGUUGCAGCUUCGAUUAGAUCAUGUCCACCAAACACUCACAAUUAGAGACAAGCAAAACUAUAAACAUUGAUCAUAAAAUCAUUACAACAUGUCCAUAAAUUAAUUAUGGAUUACAAAAAUAAAAACUUACAAAAGAUCUAUAAUGUGAUAAAUUAAUGUGUAGCUAUAAUUAAACAAAAUUACAUUUUUUACUAUAGUUACUACUUGAGAUAAUGAUCUCAAAAAGAAGCUUCAUACGCUUAAAGUCUAAUUUGAUACUGUCCUUUAUCUAAAUUACUGUUUAGUAUAUGGACAUGAGAGAAAUAUGAGCAGAGGCUGAAGGCUUAAACCUUCUUCCCUCUGUUCUCUCACACAGCCGCAAGUAUUGGCUUCAUCACUCAGUUUUCUCUUUUCUUUAUAUUUGUUUUCUAAUCUGUUUUUUAGUCUCAGUUCAUGAUUUUGCAUUUUCUAACGAAGAUGUCGGAGGAAUUUACGUAUCUAUACCAAAG